AAAAAAUCCUGUGGACGGAGGGGAGGCUGCAAGCGAAGUGGCGGAUUCUGCGUCGAUCCGUCCGUGACACUUUGCGCGGGUCAGUUGGGCUCGGGUUGCACAGGAAGCGAUUGUGCGUGCUGUAUACCAGACGGCGGCGGCGACGUGAAGCCCGGACUGGAACCGUGGGUGGUGUACGUUAAGGUGUCCGAGGAGGAGCCGACGUAACUGCCUCGCGACCGCCUUGGGCACGCGGGAGGUCGUGACCGCCGGGCACUGCCUCUUCAACCGCGAGAGGUUCCUCAUGCGCGCCAAGGAGGAGGUGGAGAUCCUCACCGUCGCCGAGGACGGCAGCACCAGGGCCUUCCAGGUGGACGCGAUCUCCCUGCACCCGGAGUUCGACUUCUUCAACGCCAGCUUCAACGUCGCCCUCCUCCACCUCGCGGAGGACCUCGAGGGAGUCGGCGAAGGCGUCUCGGACUUGUGCCUGCCGGAGGACGCCAGUUCGACGUUCGAGGGGCAGGUGGGCAGCGUGGCGGGAUACGCCCUCGAUGACAAGGGCAAUCGCAUCGACCCUGAGACGCCGAUAGAAACCCAGAUGUCGAUCCUGCCGCCCAGCUGCGAGGGGAAGCUCAUCGACUGCUGGGAAAUCACGUCCCACAUGCUCUGCGCGGUCAUGGACGGCGGCGACGCGUGCCUCGACAACGCAGGAGGACCUCUGACGGUGAGGGACGGCGAGCGACACGUCCUGGUGGGGAUCUCGUCCUUCGGGAGGGACUGCAAGGACCCGAGGACGCCCAAGGUGUACGUCCGCGUGUCUGAGUUUCUCUCGUGGAUUAGCGAGCAAGUUGGUGACACUUCGCUUUGCAAAAGGGAUCGGUAACUGCUGUUCCUCGCGGAAAUGACAUUCGGAAAUAAUGAAAAAUCAAGAGAAAUGUAUGAAUGAAGACGAAUAUGACAAGGGAUACGAAGAAGAUAACUGCAAUAUGGGAAAACGUAGAGAUAGAUUUAUGAAUUAACGGUCAAAUAACAAAGUUAUACAUGUACAUGUCUUCAUAUAAACGUAUGAAAUCAUCAACAGAAAUCUUAAUAAUGAUGUGAUAUUCAGACACUAAUUACAGAUCUUACAUUCUCUUCUCUAUCUCAGUUCAAAAGGUUUCCUGUGGUAGCAGAGGCAAGAUUUAUUUUAGGCUCGUAGCUAUCGACCCGAUCGGGGAUGAAAAAAAACAAGGAGAAUAACCAUUC
Messenger RNA from Penaeus monodon (black tiger shrimp), 1224 nucleotides. RefSeq names its product enteropeptidase-like. The record is from RefSeq and is a predicted model, not a curated record. The transcript has 2 exons. The coding region runs from base 284 to 862 and encodes 192 amino acids. Lineage: Eukaryota; Metazoa; Arthropoda; Malacostraca; Decapoda; Penaeidae. Gene Ontology annotation, molecular function: serine-type endopeptidase activity. Gene Ontology annotation, biological process: proteolysis.